AUGAUCAUGGCAACUGCCUCAAAAACCCGAAAGCCCAGAACUAAUAACUUUACCUCGAUUUUGGACCUGUUCCUAGAAAAAUAUAACUUGUCCACCAAAUCUAGCCCAUCUCAAUUACGUGUCUAUGCUAGUGAACUCGGUGCCAUGUUACCAGAUUGGAAAGCUCGCAAAAGUGUGAAAGAAGCUCUUCGCCGACGCUUAUUCAAAGAAGACCAGAUCAAGGCUCUUGUACCGGAUAAAAGGAAUGAAAAACUUACUAUCAAAGAGAGAGCUCAAUACUGUGCGAAAUCUGGAGAUCCAUAUGAUAUUUACUUACAUGCUUUAGAUUUAAUCAAGACAAAAAAUGAUAGUGAUGAAGAAAUUGUCGCAUCCAGCUCACGUCUUACAUUAUUUCGUAAGGAAUUGAAAGAAGCUGGAGUUGAUUCUAAAGUAAUUGAUAUAUAUGCUAAAUUUUCAGCACUUACUCAAGAUUCUAACGAAAUUCAGAAGAAGCAACUUGUACAGCGAUUACCCAAUGCUCCUAAAACCCCUAAACACUUCUCCUUAGAGGAGGGACUUAGAAGAAUUCAAAAUAUUGAUACUACUAAAAUUCCCACUAUGCAGGAUCUUGCGGAUGUGAUUAUGAUGUUGAGCAUGAGACCCGCUGAAGUUACUACUCUACGUAUUAUCCAUUGUGAACCAGACCCUCCGGAGUGGUAUAAACCCGGUUAUUCUUGGUAUUGUACAGGAUAUAUUAAGAAUAAGGGAGAAAAUAAGGUUAAUCCUGAGCCUCGACAAUUCCUUUCCAUGGAAAAGGAUCCAGAACGUGCAAGAGAAUUACUUACUUGGAUUCAAGAUGCCAUAUCAAUGAAAAAGUUACGUGAUCCUGUAUAUAGUGAUAAUGGAAAACGCAAUAUUAGAGCAUUUAGCAAAUUUUUAAAUGCAUAUGGUAUUACUACCAAAAGAUUGAGAAAAAUAGGGAGUAAACAUGCUUCUAAAGUUCAUGGUAGUCAAAAUCCAACGGCCCAACAUCUUAAGCAAGACUUGGACGUGGAUCUAGAUAAUGAAAAUCUUAAAGUAAAAUUUGUUAAUGGCCUAUCAUUAGAGAAUAUAAAAUACGUAUAUUUCCGAAUUGACAAUAAUAAACCUCUGAAUGAAAUAAUCGAACGUUUAAAAAAUAUUGAAUUACCUCCUCCAGAUAAAACAGUUUCAAACUUCAUGCCAUUGUAG
Molecule: messenger RNA, 1209 nt
Organism: Entrophospora candida
Lineage: Eukaryota; Fungi; Glomeromycota; Glomeromycetes; Entrophosporales; Entrophosporaceae
Source: the annotation of a GenBank genome assembly